This is a messenger RNA of Gastrolobium bilobum, 2367 nucleotides long. RefSeq lists its product as uncharacterized. The coding region runs from base 1 to 2367 and encodes 788 amino acids. Gene Ontology annotation, biological process: telomere maintenance; DNA repair. The record is from RefSeq and is a predicted model, not a curated record. The transcript is spliced from 11 exons. Gene Ontology annotation, molecular function: DNA helicase activity. Lineage: Eukaryota; Viridiplantae; Streptophyta; Magnoliopsida; Fabales; Fabaceae.
AUGUACUCGAGGUAUGAUUUCAUUAAGGAUCUUAAUCCGUCGAAGGAGGAGUGGAGGAUUAAGGGUGGAAGGAUACAUGCUACUGUCAAAGGAACUCUGAAUGUCCGUAAAAAAAUUUGCGAAGGGGAUGUCUAUUUUAUAAGAAAUUUUGGAGGUGUGUUGAACAGUGAUAAUUUCAGGCCAACUAGACAUGAUUAUCGUCUAUCGUUCAACUUGAGGACCGAUGUUAAAUCGACUGAAGAUGCUACUAUUCCUGCUAAUGGAUUUAGUUUUGUUGAUUUUGACGUGAUAGAGAGGGAAUCAGCUGACUCUCCUUAUUUAGUAGACGUCAUCGGUUUGCUGUCAGGUAUUGGAGACGUUCGUGAGCAUGUUGUGUCUGCCAGAAAAACAAAAAUGGUUGUUUUAGAACUUGAUGACCUCAGGAUGUCGUCUGAUCCAAUAGAGAGCAGUAUGAGGUUGACUCAGUUGUCCAGCCAAUCGUCGUAUUCUUUUGAAAAUGAUUUUCUGAAAGACACAGAGAGAAAGUCUAUUAGUGACAUCAAGAAUUGCAGUGAGAUUACUACUUGCAUUACUUAUGGAACAAUAAAAUCAAUUGAGUCGAAGUACAACUGGUGGUUUAGUGUUCAAGUCAGAGUGGUAGAUAACACGGAUUAUGCCUCUUUCAUACUGUUUGAUAAAGACUGUGUAGCUUUAUUAGGAAUGGGUGCUGCUGAAAUACGGGAACAACAUUUCAAGGUGCUGAUUUGGGGGCUUUAUCCAGAAGAACUUAACAUUCUCAAUGAGAAAUCCAUGUUGUUUAAGGAUGUUGAGAGUCAAACCUGUGAGAGUACAGGAGAUGCAAAUGUGUCUCUCUCUCUGUUGUCACCCUCUUCGAAUUUUAAUAAUAGUGUUGAAGACAAGUAUAUUUGUACGAUUGAGUUUCAAAAGCGUGGCCUCCCUCAUGCUCACAUCAUACUGUUCUUGCACUCUUCUGGCAAGCCUAAUAGUGGAUCUGAUAUUGAUAAAUUAAUUUCAGCGGAGAUUCCUAAUAAAGAUACCAAUCCCUCACUAUUUAUGGUUGUCAACAGUUACAUGAUGCAUGGGCCCUGUGGUCCUGAGAAUCACAAGUCUCCUUGCAUGAAGGAGAGAAAAUGUUCAAAGAAAUUUCCCAAGAUCUUUUCUUCCCGUACAUUAAUUGAUGAUGAUGGCUUCGCUCAUUAUAGGAGACUAAACAAUGGGAGGGUUGUGAACAAAAAUGGUGCUGAGCUUGAUAAUCAUUACGUUGUGCCAUAUAAUGCAAAGCUUCUUUUAAAGUAUCAAGCUUAUAUUAACGUUGAAUAUACUUGUCAGAGGAGUGCCAUCAAAUAUCUUUUUAAAUAUAUUCAUAAGGGAAAUGAUCGAGUUAUAGCUGCCAUACAUCAUUCAAAUUCAACUCAUCAUGGAACUCGCACAAACGAUGAAAUUAAAAUGAUUUAUGAUUGCAGUUAUGUCUCUGCAUGUGAAGCGGCAUGGCGUAUUUUUGGAUUCGACAUUCAUUACAGAUACCCUCCUGUUAAAAGAUUGCCUUUCCACCUGCCCAAUCAAAAGAGCGUUGUUUUCAAUGAUAGUGCUUCAAUCUCUGAUGUAAAGACAAUGGCUGAGUCUAGAAGAACAAUUUUCGAAUCUUGGAUGGAAGCAAAUAAAAAUUUUCCAGAAGGGAGGGAUCUUACUUAUGCAGAGUAUCUAACUCAUUUUGUUUACGUAGAAGACGCCCAAGAAUGGCGUCCGAGAAAAAGAGUAAUUCGAAGAAUAAAUCAUUUCUCCUCAAAUAAUGGAGAAGAUUCCUAUCUUCGGGUCUUGCUUACUUAUCAAAAGGGUUGUACAAGUUAUGAUGAUUUGAGGAUAAUCAAUGGCGUGCUUUUUCCGUCAUUCAAGGAUGCAUGUUAUUCUUUGGGACUGUUGGAUGAUGACAAUGAGUACAUUGAUGCAAUUAAGGAGGCAAAUUUCUGCGCGUCUGCUUAUUAUCUUCGAAAUCUUUUGCUCUAUUAUGCGGUACUUGAUGAAGAGUCUAUAAAAAACACAACACUUGCUGAAAUUGAUAAGGUACUGCAAAGCAAUGGAAUGUGUCUCUCUGAUUAUCCAACAAUGCCCCGCGUAAUCAGUGAAUCUUUGUUUGAUAUGCCAAAUAGAUUGGUGUUGGAUGAAUUAUCAUAUGAUAGAUGUUCUUUGAUGGAAGAGCAUAAAAGACUUAAUAGUUCUCUUAAUGAUGAGCAGAGAGUUGUUUAUGAGAAGAUCAUUUCAGCUGUUUUAGCAGCUUUCGUUAGAUCAAAAGGGAAAAUCGUGCUAAAUGUUGCUUCCAGUAGAAUUGCUUCCCUUUUGCUUCCUGGAGGACGAACAACUCAUUCUUGA